Messenger RNA from Drosophila novamexicana, 1186 nucleotides. It is a transcript of the gene E(spl)m3-HLH, whose product is annotated as enhancer of split m3 protein. Gene Ontology annotation, molecular function: protein dimerization activity; DNA-binding transcription factor activity, RNA polymerase II-specific; RNA polymerase II cis-regulatory region sequence-specific DNA binding. The record is from RefSeq and is a predicted model, not a curated record. The transcript has a single exon. Lineage: Eukaryota; Metazoa; Arthropoda; Insecta; Diptera; Drosophilidae. Gene Ontology annotation, cellular component: nucleus. The coding region runs from base 127 to 792 and encodes 221 amino acids. Gene Ontology annotation, biological process: regulation of neurogenesis; regulation of transcription by RNA polymerase II; anterior/posterior pattern specification.
AGAGCGCGACGCACGCGCAACCGCCCCAAAGAAAAUACGAUAUCGACGUGAAUAUGUGCGUGUAGCCCGGUUCAAGCCAAAAAUCAAAACUGUACCAGAAAUAGUGAACGUGAUUCGAAUCACAACAUGGUCAUGGAGAUGUCCAAGACCUAUCAGUACCGGAAGGUGAUGAAGCCGCUGUUGGAGCGCAAGCGCCGUGCGCGUAUCAACAAGUGCCUCGAUGAUCUCAAGGAUUUAAUGGUGGAGUGCCUGCAACAGGAGGGCGAGCAUGUCACGCGCCUCGAGAAGGCCGACAUACUCGAGCUAACGGUGGAUCAUAUGCGCAAACUCAAGCAACGCGGCGGCCUCUCGCUGCAGGCCGUCGGCACUGCUGGCGGCGGGAAUGUAGCUGCCCCCAGCACCAGCGCCGCCCACGUCGAGUCCUUUCGCUCCGGUUAUGUUCAUGCUGCCGAUCAGAUUACACAAGUGCUGCUGCAGACGCAGCAAACCGAUGAGAUUGGCCGCAAGAUUAUGAAGUUUCUAUCGACGCGACUAAUUGAGCUGCAAUCCCAAUUGCUGCAGCAACAACAACAACAACAACAACAGCCCGCCGUCGGGUACGCCUCAGGACGCUUAGCCUUUCCGCUGCUGGGCGGUUACGGCGCCGCUGCCGCAGCCAGUUACAGCGCCUUCCUGGCGGGCAAGGACGAACUAAUCGAUGUGACAUCCGUGGAUGGCACGGCGCUAUCCGAAACGGCGUCAGUUAGCUCGCAGGAGUCGGGCGCCUCGGAGCCCGUCUGGCGGCCCUGGUAAUCAACUGGCUGCCUGCACUCCUGGCGACAUCAUCUAAUUUCUAGAUCUUAUCUUUAGUAUUCCAAAUGGCUAUUAACCGUUCGCUGCAGCCAUUAUCAGCAGCAGCAAACAACAACAGCAAAAUCCGUUGUCUUCCAAAGCAAAUUGUCGCAUCAAAUCGCAUGAUUUUGUUGCACUGUGCAUUGUUUUUAAAUACUUUUAAGUUUAUUUUGAUAAUAUUUGUAAAUUUUGUAUUUCAACUGUGAUAUAACUAAAGUACGUCGCGUUUCAAUACACUUUGAUUGCGCUGACCUCCUAAUAAUUUUGCUAAUGUUUUCUAGAGUUAAAUGCUUGCGAUGUUCAUAAAUGAAAGCGUCUUAUCAAAUUAGCUAAAUUAAGCUUUAAAUAAUUUAUA